AUGUCGAUAGACUGUAGUGCAGGUCGACCUACAGGAUUUUACAACACAGCACAACCCUCGUACAAACACCAGGCACAACCCUCGUACAAACACCAGGCACAACCCUCGUACAAACACCAGGCACAACCCGCGUACAAACACCAGGCACAACCCUCGUACAAACACCAGGCACAACCCUCGUACAGACACCAGGCACAACCCUCGUACAAACACCAGGCACAACCCUCUUACAGACACCAGGCACAACCCUCGUACAGACACCAGGCACAACCCUCGUACAAACACCAGGCACAACCCUCGUACAAACACCAGGCACAACCCUCGUACAAACACCAGGCACAACCCGCGUACAAACACCAGGCACAACCCGCGUACAAACACCAGGCACAAUCCUCGUACAAACACCAGGCACAACCCUCGUACAAACACCAGGCACAACCCUCGUACAGACACCAGGCACAACCCGCGUACAAACACCAGGCACAACCCUCUUACAGACACCAGGCACAACCCUCGUACAGACACCAGGCACAACCCUCGUAGACACACCAGGCACAACCCUCUUACAGACACCAGGCACAACCCGCGUACAAACACCAGGCACAACCCUCUUACAGACACCAGGCACAACCCUCGUACAGACACCAGGCACAACCCUCGCACAACCCCCGUACUACAGCACACCUUACAAAACAGGCACACCCGUACAAACACCAGGCACAACCCUCGUACAAACACCAGGCACAACCCUCGUACAAACACCAGGCACAACUCGCGUACAAACACCAGGCACAACCCUCGUACAAACACCAGACACAACCCUCUUACAAACACCAGGCACAACCCUCGUACAAACACCAGGCACAACCCUCUUACAAACACAGCAACCGGUCAAACACAGAAACCCUCGCACAAUACAAACACCAGGCACAACCCUCGUACAAACACCAGGCACAACCCUCGUACAAACACCAGGCACAACCCUCGUACAAACACCAGGCACAACCCUCUUACAAACACCAGGCACAACCCUCGUACAAACACCAGGCACAACCCUCGUACAAACACCAGGCACAACCCUCGUACAAACACCAGCACAACCUCUACAGACACCCGGCACAACCCUCGUACAAACACCAGGCACAACCUCGCACAACCCUCGUACAAACACCAGGCACAACCCUGUACAAACACCAGGCACAACCCUCGUACAAACACCAGGCACAACCCUCUUACAAACACCAGGCACAACCCUCGUACAAACACCAGGCACAACCCUCGUACAAACACCAGGCACAACCCUCUUACAAACACCAGACACAACCCUCGUACAAACACCAGACACAACCCUCGUACAAACACCAGGCACGUGUCCAAAGAAUUAGAAUGACCGUGUAA
Molecule: messenger RNA, 1398 nt
Organism: Mercenaria mercenaria
Lineage: Eukaryota; Metazoa; Mollusca; Bivalvia; Venerida; Veneridae
Product: adhesive plaque matrix protein-like
Source: RefSeq, a predicted model, not a curated record